Brenthis ino (lesser marbled fritillary) is the source of this 546-nucleotide messenger RNA. The record is from the annotation of a GenBank genome assembly. Lineage: Eukaryota; Metazoa; Arthropoda; Insecta; Lepidoptera; Nymphalidae.
AUGUGCAAUGUGCGUGCAGUGUCGCAGGCGGGCGCGGUGGCGUGGCUGGGCGCGCGCGGCGCCCGCGUGGCGGCGUGGCACCACUCGCACCCGCGCUUCCCGCCCGCGCCGUCGGCGCAGGACCUGCGCUCGCAGCGCGCGCUGCAGGCGGCCUGCGCGCCCGCGCCCGGCGCCGCCGCGCCCGUCGUCGCGCUCGUGUCCUCGCAGGCGUGGCCGCCCGGACGCCGCGCAUCGCUCAUCAGAUGUUUUCGAACGGAGGAUCCGAAUGAUGAAUCAGAUUUGCCUAUCGGCUACCAGUUGAAUGUGAAGCUAGUACCGGACGUGACGGCGGACUCGCUGGCGGUGCUGCUAGCGGAGCUGCGAGAUGGCGACCACGAACCUGACCCUUUCCGCGUCAACAUGGCAGAGGAUGUGUGUCCGCUCGCUGGGUUGACUUAUUUAGAGAAGCUUGUAUCCAGCGUGAGGCACCACAUGCGCUCCGCCGGCUACGAGGACGACGACCCUCUCGUAGAACAGCUCGUGCAAGGGAUACGGGAUAUAUUUAGA